Podarcis muralis (Common wall lizard) is the source of this 7794-nucleotide messenger RNA. Its product is annotated as polycystin family receptor for egg jelly-like. The record is from RefSeq and is a predicted model, not a curated record. Gene Ontology annotation, cellular component: membrane. Gene Ontology annotation, molecular function: calcium ion binding; calcium channel activity; protein binding. Gene Ontology annotation, biological process: detection of mechanical stimulus. Lineage: Eukaryota; Metazoa; Chordata; Lepidosauria; Squamata; Lacertidae.
AUGACUGUUACUACUGAGUCAGAUUUCUUUUUCCUGUCAAUGAUGAGGUACCUUUUAUGUCAUGUCUUCCUCUUCUGCUGUUCAUGUUGCUUGCAAUACCGAGUGGCAGCUCCUCUCGAUCUCCUUCCACCACCAUUGUUAGUCACUUGUUCAAAGCCAGAAAAUCGUGUUUAUCAACGUCAAGAUAACGAACUCCAGGUUUCAUGUCUGUGGGAUGAAUACAUUGAAUUGUGCUACUCAAGAGCACCAGGAGUGAAUUCUAAAGAGAGAGAGACAGACUUACAACCCGCUCCUCAUUGCCACUGGUACCGAGAUUCCAUCCUAGUAAACAGUACAGAUAACUGGUUAGGUGAGCUGGUGCUGGGUCAAGGCCUGCCAGGGGAAGGUCCCUAUCCACCAUGGGCUUAUAGUCGGAUCACAGUACAGUGUACAUCAACUUUGUGCUCUGCACCCUUGUGCUUUCACCACAACCUGAGCAUUGAGGUUACCGGGCAAGAUGUCCGACUUUUCCUGCUCUGGCCACGCACCCUUCCAGUUUUUGAAUGGCAGCCAGUGCACCUGGGUUGGUGCGCACGCCUUAAGAGUUCCUCAUGGAGCUAUCGCUUCAGGAGCCGAGGGGGUAGUCCAGAAGAUCUCCUCAUUCCCAGCAACCAGCACAGUGAACCACUUCCAUUCGCUGGCUACCCUAAUGCAGAAUUGUACCAGGUCUGCGCAUCGUACUAUAGCUACCACCUGACUGUAUGCUAUCCCCAUCGUGGAUUCUAUACCGCUUCAGUCAGUGUUCAGCAUCGACCUCUGAUCAGCCUUAGCAUAGAAUUAUAUGUGGAGCCUGCCCUGUUGCAUGUCUUUAGUGUACGUUCCAAAUUGCUGAGCCACCCACAUGGGACAAUCAGCCUUUCCUGGAGUCUUCUACAGCUCAGCCAAGGAAUAGUAGCUUAUAAACUAUUAAGCACGCAUGAUACAAGAGAGUGGUCUCACUUCUACAAUUACAACCAUUUUGCUCUACGCAGCAAUUUCUGUGCUGUUCCCAUACCAUAUCACUCCAAGGAGAAAGUGGUGGCCAGUGUCUAUUUUCGUACUAAUGAGAAGAUGCCUGAACAACUGGCGGGAAAACUUGAUUUCUUUAAUGAGACUUUGAUUUUCAGAGCAAGCACCGGAGCCGCAACUUAUCUCACACUCAAUCCACAGAAAACCAGAAGAGGCAUCUACAUUUUUAGCCAUACACUGGGAUUGUACUAUUCUACACAGGAAGACAGCACUACUACCACCACUAGGAAGGGCUACAGCUCCCACUAUAUCUUUUACGAGGAGCAGAGCCUCUGUUACCUGAUCGUUGUUGAAUUCAUGCAGCUGCAGUUGUCCAAGUUCAGCAUCCAUGUGUAUCUGAAUCGGAAAGGGACUUUGUUCAGGUCUCUAGGAGAAAAAGAUAUUGAAGUUCACGUUUUUAAUAACAGUUCUCCUGAAGACAGUUUGGUCUCUAUUGUGUGGUUUAUUCCUGUGCAACAUCCACUGCUACAGUGUGAGUGGACCUUCAACCUUCAACUUUUUGAUUCUAGAGGCGAGUACCCAGUUCAGAACUAUACUUUCACCUACAUAAAUCAUGUCAAAAAUGCAAUGCAAUUCAUUUCUGAUUCUUUCUUAACUUUCAACUCUGCCCUCUUCACUGGUUUUGUAGCAAAGGUGAAAUGCAUUGGAAAUGGACUUAUGCCAGCUAUUUUAAAAGCCACAGUCAACACUUAUGCUUCAAAGGCCCUCAGAUUUAGCAUAGCUUGCCAUCAAGAACCCUGUUCUAUUAAGGAAAUUAGUAUCCAGAAGCCAGAUGCUUCUCAGCGUGUGGUAUAUUAUACCCAAGGAACAGAGUUUACUCUGGCUGCUGAUACACGUAUCACUUGUCCAGGUCCUAAUCAAACAAAUGUCAUUUGGAACAUCUAUAAAGUUCCAGAUCUGACUACUACACCAGAUUGGUCAAAACCUUUUAAUCCACCUAGCAUUGGAAGAAGAAAUUCCACCAUAUUAAAAGUACCUGGUCCUGUCUUAGAUAAUGGCUUGUAUCUCUUUAAUUUUACAAUGAAAUUAACCUCUUUGGAUACAUGGAAGAGCAUGGAAGGGUCUGAUUCACUGUUUGUCAAGAUUGGAUCAGAUACCUUUGUGGCUGUCAUUGCUGGAGGCAGUAUCCGGACAGUUGGAUUUUCUGAUGAGUGGAUACUUAAUGGAUCUGCAUACUACAAUGGUGAGGCAGUCCAACCCUCUAAAGGGCUGUCCUUUACGUGGUAUUGCAGCAAAGAAAAAACUGACUACACAUCAAUGACUCUAAGUGAAAACGGGAAAUGUCAUCCAGAUCAGGUAGAUUUAAAAUGGAUAACAUGCUCUGUUCCAGUUCAAAGAGUGCAACCUGAAACACUUCAAGGAAAUAAUGUGUAUUAUUUUCGCCUGGUGGUUCAAAAUGGUAGCAGAAUAGCUCAGACGGAACAAAUAGUACAUGUGCAAGCUCCUCUUGCCAUAAUCCUAAAUGUCACAUGUAUUGAAAAUUGUGGUGAGUCAGUAAUUCCAACAGAAAGAUUUUGUCUUUCUGGCAAAUGCCUAAAUUGCAGAAGUGGCAAAUCUCUCUAUUACUGGUCACUUUACUCAGCACAGUCCAGUGAAAUAAAUUUUGAUUGGUUUUCAAAAAGUACAACUGGAAGAUCCAAUCCAUAUCUGCAUAUAAAUGCUUAUGCAUUUGUAUCCAUGGCAGAGCAGUCAUUUACAUUUAGUCUGAAAGUCACCACAAAGGAAGGACAGUCAGCCAUCUACAAAUAUUCUUUUUAUGUGAAUGGCCCACCUCAGAUAGGAAAGUGUGUUAUCAAUCCAAAGAUAGGCAUGGCAUUCCUAACAAAAUUCAUCAUUCAGUGCAGUGGAUUUGAAGACAAAAAUGGACCUCUUACAUAUAAAGUGAUAGCAUCAUCAAAUCAAAUCAAAACCAGUGCUGUAUCUUCAGUAGAGAAUAAUGUUUUGGGAAUAAUAGUGUAUGCUGGUCAUGAGCCUAAAACUCCUCGUUCUUUUCUUCCAGUUGGUAUACCAUCUCAGAACUCUACCUUAAUCAUAUAUGUUCAAGUGUAUGAUGCCCUUGGAGCGUCUUCUCAGGUAAUAUUACAAGCAACUGUGUAUGAGCAAAUAAAAAAUAAACCAACUCAUGUUGUUCAGCAUGAUCUACAUGGUUUAAUCAGUGGACCAACCGCUCCUAUGACAACUUUGCUUGCAGCUAAAGAUUACUUUAAUAUAGGUUAUUUUGUAUAUAUGGUGGCCUCUGUAUUAAAUAAUAUAGAGACUUUGCCAACCAAUCAAGGCUCUAAAACUGAUUUGCGACAAAUCCUUCUUAAUAUAACUACGAGGAUACCUACAACUGAUGUUCUGAAAAUAAACCAAGUGAUUUUGAGUAUUUGUCAGGUAACACAUGAAACUACUGAAGUAAACAGGGAAUCACAACUGCUUGCAGUCAGAAAACUAAGAGAGGUCAGUGAAGCUCUAAAAAGGCUCAGGGCCAAAGACCUAGGUUCUAAGGAAGCAGAGAUCCUUGGCAAUGGUAUAUUUAUCGGGUUGUCCAAUGUGUUGAACGCUUCCCUCUUGAACCAUGGAAAUGUCAAUGCCAAUGCAAUUAAAGAAACCAUUUCAGUGACAGAAAUAUUAGCAGCUCUAGUCUUACAAGGUAAAGUCCCUGGGGAGCAAGAAACUAACAUGGAGACUGAAAUCUGGGCCAUGCAUUUACGGAAAGAUGAGAAAUGGGAUGUUUCAGGAACUUUCUCUGACAGACAAUAUUGCAGGAACUGCUUUUAUACUGAACUGAAAAAGAGUAAUCAUUCUGAAUUACAGGUAGAUGCUGUGGUAUCCACUGUUCUUUAUGAAUUUGACAGAAAUCCCUUUCCAUGGUUGCUUUAUACAGAAGAUAUUGGAACAAUGGUGACUGGAUUAAAAAUGACAGGAACCAAAGCUAACGGUGACGUAAUCAGUAUCACACCUUAUGUGGUUGAAAUGAUCAUGGCUAGAAAAGAGGAGGCCAUCUUUGACUUGACAAUAGGACCAGCCAAAAAUCUCCCUAAAACAACUGGUGGCUUUAGUUUUGAAGUAAAAAGAAGCUCCAAAGAUAUUUUUAUCCAGAUUGUGUCUAAAAUAAAUAUUACUUUUCAUGUAUUUAUAUACCUAGGCCACAAUAUCAGCCACCCCCCUGUAGCUGUGUAUGUUGCUUCCCAUUCCAGUCCUCCUACACCAACUAAAAUGGAUACUAAUGUCACUGAUUGUGCAGUUAAGGCUCCAUAUAUCCUUUGUCUUCCUCAAUCAUUGCUUUGGUCUCUUUUCCAGAGCAAUAGAGCAGACAGACUGAAUAUCUCUGUUGUCUUACAAUCACAUCCAAUUGUCAGAGACCAAACCACAAAGAUAGUUCGCAUUGCUCAUUUUGCAGCAGCCUGCCUAGACCUGGAUGGAAUUCAGAACCAGUGGAAAGAAGGGAGUUGUCAUCUUGGCCCUCAGACCACCUAUUCCAAGAUACAUUGCAUCUGUAAAGCAAAAGAGCGUAGCAGAAGAACAGCCAACCCCAGGCCAUCAAGGACCUCAGGACUUGGUAUCCAAUUUUUGGCUGCCAAAGUACUUUUAUUUCCCAAUCAAGUUGAUAUGAAAAGGUUCCUUUUAGCAUCGAGUGGCCAAAAUCCUGUAACAGGGUUGACAGUUCUUGCUAUUUUUAUAAUCUACAUCUCUUUGGCUAUCUGGGUCAUAAGAAAAGAUAAAGCUGGCACCAGGGAUCAGGUCAUAGAUUUGCCAGACAAUGAUCCCUUUCAUGAGGUGAGGUAUCUAGUCACAAUAUACACAGGAAGUCGUUUAAGAUCAGGCACCAAUGCUGAUGUCUUCAUUGAACUGAUUGGCCAAAAUGGGGCCAGUGAUGUACAUCAUUUAAAACAUCCACAGUUCCCAGGGAUCUUCCAGGAAGGAUCCAUUGACACCUUUCUCUUAACUACUGAGAGAGACUUAGGAAACAUUUGUUCUCUUCAUAUCUGGCGCAAUAAUCAUGGCUUUGGUCCUAACUGGUUCUUAAGCCGAAUCCAAGUACAAAACAUGGAUACCAAACAGUCAUGGCUAUUUAUAUGUAGGAAAUGGUUUGAUCCUGGCAGGGAUGAUUGCCAAAUAGAAAGGUCAUUUACUGUUACAAAUCCCAGUGUACCCUUAAGCAAGACUGAUUAUUUUUGUAUUAUGAUUAGCAAUGACCUGUUCAAGAACCAUCUUUGGCUGUCUGUCUUUGUUCAUUUAGACGAUGACUCUUUCAGCAGAUUCCUCAGGCUGACUUGUUGCUUAGCAAUACUGUUAAGCUCCCUGAUGUUUAACACUAUAUUCUUCAACGAUAUUGACCAACAUAUUUAUUCAGUAGAACUGCAGUAUUUGAGAUCUAUAACAAUUGGAAUAGAAAGUUCUUUGAUUUCAGUUCCUGUGCAAUUGAUUCUGGUAACCUUGUUUAAGCAUUUAUCAAAGAAACCUUCAGCCCACAAUGCAGUUCAAGCUCACCCAAAAGGAAGUUCCUCCUUUUCAUCUGAAAACCUUUGUGAAGAAGGCAAUUUAAAAGCUGCUCCACCCUCAGAGAUGAAGUCCCAGCAAUUCCCCCACAGAGACACCAAUUCCAGCAAUAAUGUUGCAGCAGAAAAUGAAACAUUUUCUGAGAAAAUACACAAACCACAGUCUACUUGGUGGGUUCUAUACAUCGCCUGUAUCAUUGUGCUUUCUGCAUCCGCUGUGCUCUCAUUCUUCAUUGUACUACUUGGCCAACCCUAUUCCACUAAAACCUCUUCUGAGUGGUUAAUAGCUUCUAUUACCUCAUUUUGCCUAACUGUGCUUUUCCUUGAGACCUUUAAGGUAGUUUUUUUUACAGCCUGGAAUACCAUUUAUCCAAAAUACUGCAGAAAUAUCCCAUGGACAAGAUACCAAGAUCUUAAGUUUAAUGAUAGAACUAUCCCUGCAAAUGAGAUGAGACAGUUACAUGAUAACCUUGUCAAACUUAGAGCUUCAAAGAAAUACCAACCAAUUAAAGGCGGAGAGCUUAUAAUAUUGAGGAAAAAAGCAACUGUUAAGAGUCUAGGUUAUAUUUUAGCAAAAAAUAUGGUCUGUCACUUUGUCUUUUUAGCUUUAAUUUUAAAGUAUACUCAUCCUACAGAAACCACCAGUAGCUUUCACUACAAUCGAUUUAUGCGUAAGAAAUUUUCUCUUGGUUUAUCUGAAGUAAAUAAAGUAGAAGAUAUUUACAAAUGGGUGAAAAAAAUCCUUCUGCCGUUGAUACACAAUGACUAUCAACCAACCUAUCUUUCAGAGACCUGGUCCAAAGUCCUUGGGUCGCCCAGAAUGAGACAAAUAAGAGGUAUACAUUCUGACAGGGCAUGUACCUAUCUACAUAGCUUUCAAAAAGCAUUUCUGACGGAUAUUCACUGUGUACACCGAUAUGGAGGUGACCCAGAAGAUCAAGCUGACUACAAUGGGUCGUGGUCAGCUCCAGUCGAUCAUCCAGCUGCCACCACCAGCUUUUCAGGCUACACUUAUGAACAAAGCAUUGCUGAGUGGGAAUAUGUGUCAUAUGGAGAAUUAAACAGCUACCCAUCCAGAGGAUACAGCUUUUAUUUUUUCACAGGAGAACCACAAAUAAAUUCAACAGAAAGAUUGAAGACUUUGGAAAGCAACACCUGGCUUGAUCACAGGACCUGGGUAACUAUUAUUGAGCUGACCACUUUUAAUCCAGAUGCAGAUCUGUUUUGCAGUAUUUCUGUCAUAUUUGAAUGUUCAUAUGUUGGCCCUCUUGUCAGCAGUGUGUCAGUUCAUUCUUAUAAGCUCCCACUUUUAGCUGACCGAACCAGUAGUCAAGUUUUCUUUUUUUUAUGUAUUGUAGCUAUACUUAUAUUUUAUAUUGUGGAUGAAUAUCGCAUGCUGCGUCAAGAAAGGCUGAAUUAUAUAAAAACAGCUGCCAAUUUAAUUAAUUUUGGAAUUAAGACAGUCUGUCUAAUUUUUUUGCUGCUGAUUCUAUUCAGACUUAAGCUUGCUUUUGAGUUAAUACAGUUUUAUUUGUAUAAUCAAGAACAAUUCAUUCCCUUCCAUGCAGCUGCUCAUUUCGAUCGAGUUGUCAGAACAGUUAAGGCAUUAUUGGCUUUUUUCCUCGUUAUGAAAACAUACCGGUAUCUCAGGUUUAUGUUUGAUGUCCGCUUGGCCCAAAAGUCAUUGUUUGAAGCUCUUCCUACAAUUACUAACUUGUCUGUAGGAGGGGCCAUUUUUUUUUUGGCAUAUAUGUCAGUUGGGUAUUUAGGAUUUGGCCAACACGAAGAAAGUUACCGUACUUUGCUUUAUUCCUUUACUACUGUGUUAUCUUACUGCGCCUUAGCAUUUAGGGGAACUGAAUUUGCAGCUGAUAGGUUUCUGGCAGGGCUCUUUUUAACUUCUUUUUUGUUUGUGAUGAUUUGUGUUUUCCUCAAUUUAUUGCAAGCUAUUAUGAUCUCUGCUUAUACGGAGGCAAAGAGAUCUAUCUAUCCAGAACAUGCACACGAAGCUGAAAUGAUGGAUUUUGUGAUCCAAAAGAUCUAUAGUGCAUGGGUUUUUGUGACCACUGGUACACGGACCACAACACAGACAGUCAUGUUUAACAGGAUGCUGUAUGGAAAACAAAGAAAAAACUAUGUGCAACAGUUUAAAAAGGAAGAAUAAUAAUAGAAUAAUUGAUAAAUAGCUUACCUUCCAGUUUGAAAAAGAGAUUGAUAAGAAAUUGAUUAAUUUCUGCAAUGUUUUCCUAUACAUUUCUUAUAC